CUUUGUUAGUUACUCCACCGUGUGGUCAUUUUGUGGUUUACAUAAACCCAUUUCAUUUCGUAAACUAAGAAUUGUGUCAAAAUGUUGGCAAGUCGAAUUUCUGGUCAACAGGCAAGCAGAUUUUUCAGCUUGUUGAAAAGGCACAACAGUACCCUUGUUAUUGCAGAACACAAUAAUGAGAAGCUAACACCAAUUACUCUAAAUACAGUAGCGGCCGCCAAGAAGUUGGGAGGCGAUGUUUCUUGUUUAGUUGUUGGUACACAGUGUUCAAAGGUCGCCGAAGAAGUCAGUAAAAUAGAAGGCGUAAAUAAAGUUCUUCUAGCAGAUAAUGACGUAUUUAAAGGUUUCCUGCCAGAAGCAAUUAGUCCUCUACUUGUAGCCACUCAAAAUCAGUUUAAAUACACCCAUAUUUUAGCUGGAGCGACUGCAUUUGGUAAAAAUUUAAUUCCAAGAACUGCUGCCUUGCUGGAUGUGUCCCCUAUAUCAGAUAUAAUUGGUGUUGAAUCCCCCGACACUUUUAUAAGGACAAUUUAUGCAGGUAAUGCUAUUCAAACUGUAAAAUCAAAUGAUGCAGUAAAAAUAGUAACAGUCAGAGGCACUGCUUUUGCACCAGUUGAAGCCACAGGGGGUUCAGCAACUACAGAGCAAGCGCCAGGUAGUGAUGUUACUAACACCCUUUCAGAGUUUGUAUCUCAGGAACUUACUAAAAGUGAUCGUCCAGAAUUAACAGGUGCUAAAACAGUCAUAUCUGGAGGCAGGGGUAUGAAGAAUGGAGAAAAUUUCAAACUUCUAUACGAUCUUGCUGACAAAAUGCAUGCUGCAGUUGGCGCUUCCAGAGCCGCAGUUGAUGCAGGUUUUGUACCCAAUGAUAUGCAAGUCGGACAAACAGGGAAAAUUGUGGCACCAGAGCUGUACAUUGCUGUCGGUAUAUCUGGGGCUAUUCAACAUUUAGCUGGCAUGAAGGAUAGUAAAAUAAUUGUAGCCAUCAAUAAAGAUCCUGAUGCACCAAUAUUCCAAGUAGCUGAUUACGGAUUAGUGAUGGAUCUUUUUAAAGCAGUUCCAGAAUUAGAUAGCCUGAUAAAGUAAUAAAAUCAGAUGAAUGAAACCACCUUCAAAAAUAACACAAAAAUCACUCACUUAUUGGACUUAUUUUUGAAAUGUGAUGAUUUUAAAAACUUUGUGUGACUGGCAUAAUGAAUGGAUUCUUAUUAAUGAACAUGUGACUGUGAGAAUUAAUAAAAAGGCAUUAUAUCUUAACAUAUUACACAAAUGUAUGAAUAUUAACGAAUUGAAUUUUAUACAUGCGGUAGAUCUAUUAUAAGGCCCACUGUACAUGUUUUUGAGAAUAACAGUCUAAGUCAAGGCCUACUUAUAUUGACAUUGAAAUGAGCAUACUGUUAUUUAAAUUAUUAUAUACCGUAAAUACAUUAGAAUUGUUUUGUUUUUUUAUAUUUUAAAUAAAUCCAAACACAUUCAU
Messenger RNA from Patella vulgata (common limpet), 1477 nucleotides. RefSeq names its product electron transfer flavoprotein subunit alpha, mitochondrial. Gene Ontology annotation, cellular component: mitochondrion. The transcript has a single exon. Gene Ontology annotation, molecular function: electron transfer activity; flavin adenine dinucleotide binding. NCBI's taxonomy places the organism in Eukaryota, Metazoa, Mollusca, Gastropoda, Patellidae. Bases 82 to 1086 code for a protein of 334 amino acids. The record is from RefSeq and is a predicted model, not a curated record.